CCGGAGGGUGGCUGUGCCACGGGCCCCAGCCCUGUUUCCCUUGUGUGCCCAGCUCUCCUCCCCCUUUCCCUGUAAGGAUGGCCCAGAAGGAGAACGCCUACCCCUGGCCCUACGGCCGGCAGACGACUCAGCCUGGCCUGAACACCCUGCCCCAGAGAGUCCUCCGGAAGGACCCUGCCACCCCGUCUGCGCUUGUCCUCAUGAGCCGCUCCAAUGGCCAGCCCACAGCUGCCCCUGGCCAGAAGGUGGUGGAGAACAGCAGUGGGACACCCAACUUCUCAACGCGCUCCUUCACCAUCGAGGACUUUGAGAUCGGGCGUCCUCUGGGCAAAGGCAAGUUUGGAAACGUGUACUUGGCUCGGGAGAAGAAAAGCCAUUUCAUUGUAGCUCUCAAGGUCCUCUUCAAGUCUCAGAUAGAAAAGGAGGGCGUGGAGCACCAACUGCGCAGGGAGAUCGAAAUCCAGGCCCAUCUGCAGCAUCCCAACAUCCUGCGCCUUUACAACUAUUUCUAUGACCGGCGAAGGAUCUACUUGAUUCUGGAGUACGCCCCCCGCGGGGAGCUCUACAAGGAACUGCAGAAGAGCCGCACUUUUGACGAGCAGCGAACAGCCACGAUCAUGGAAGAACUGGCAGAUGCUCUAAUGUAUUGCCAUGGAAAGAAGGUGAUUCACAGGGACAUAAAGCCGGAGAAUCUGCUCUUGGGGCUCCAGGGAGAGCUGAAGAUCGCUGACUUUGGCUGGUCUGUGCAUGCCCCCUCCCUGAGGAGGAAGACGAUGUGUGGUACCUUGGACUACCUGCCCCCAGAAAUGAUUGAAGGGCGCACGCACAACGAGAAGGUGGAUCUGUGGUGCAUCGGAGUCCUCUGCUAUGAGCUGCUGGUGGGAAACCCGCCCUUCGAGAGCGCUUCCCACAAUGAGACGUAUCGGCGCAUCGUCAAGGUGGACCUGAAGUUCCCCACCUCUGUGCCCAUGGGAGCCCAGGACCUCAUCUCCAAGCUGCUCAAGCACAACCCCUCAGAACGGCUGCCCCUGGCCCAGGUCUCUGCGCACCCUUGGGUCCGGGCCUACUCCCGGAGGGUGCUGCCUCCCUCCGCCCUUCAGUCUGUCCCCUGACUCGUCCCUGUCAUUUAUUCGGUUGUGCCUGUUUGUAUGCCCGUAUAUGUGGGGUUGGAAGGAGGGGUACCUGGCCUGUUCCUUUACUUGUCUUCUACCUCCUUUUUAUUUAAUAAAGGCUGAAGCUUUUUAUACGGAUGAGUUUAGAUGCUUUACAUACAGGUGGAGACUGCUGAGGGCUGGGGGGGGCCGGUGGGUGAGGAUUGCCCCUGCUCAGCUCUCCCUGGCCACACCCACCCUUGCCCUCGUUCUGCUUCCUGCUCCCCCCACCCCUUUCUCCCAUUGUUUCUUCCCCUGCUCUGGCUGCUGGAGCCUCCGCUCCCCUCGGCUGCUGCUGAACCCCAGCUGCACCUCUAGCCUUUCCUUCUGGUU
Molecule: messenger RNA, 1484 nt
Organism: Neomonachus schauinslandi (Hawaiian monk seal)
Lineage: Eukaryota; Metazoa; Chordata; Mammalia; Carnivora; Phocidae
Gene: AURKB
Product: aurora kinase B
Exons: 9
Coding region: 78-1112 (344 amino acids)
Biological process (GO): protein phosphorylation; mitotic spindle organization; regulation of cytokinesis
Cellular component (GO): spindle pole centrosome; spindle midzone; chromosome passenger complex
Molecular function (GO): ATP binding; protein kinase activity
Source: RefSeq, a predicted model, not a curated record